Molecule: messenger RNA, 507 nt
Organism: Phytophthora sojae
Lineage: Eukaryota; Oomycota; Peronosporomycetes; Peronosporales; Peronosporaceae
Exons: 1
Molecular function (GO): nucleic acid binding
Source: RefSeq, a predicted model, not a curated record
CUAUUGACCUCGAUGGCGAUCAAGGACAAACCGAUCACCGCAAAGAACCCGCAGGCUAACGCGAUCUGCGAGCGCGUGCACUUGGAAAUUAUGAACAUCAUUCGCGUACGCCCGGACCUGCAUGAUCAGCUGGAAGUCGCCCUCGACUAUGCUGCCUACGCCAUAAGGGCCAGCUAUCACUCCGUACUUCGAGCUUCCCCCGCUCAAUUGAUGUUUGGCGAGGACAUGAUCACGCGCGAGUUGCAUUUCGCCAACUGGAACUUCCUCUCAAAGCAGCGAUUCAUGGCCAUCAUGCAGGACAACGAUCGUGAAACUAUGCGGCGACUGCAGCACUUCUAUCGUGUAGGUGACAACGUCAUGCUCCGUGUCCCUGCUCGUGAAAGGAAGAAAACCGACCCAGUCGCCAAGGGCCCGUUCGUCGUGAAGGCCGUCUACGACAACGGCAAUGUGCUCCUCGACACUGGAUCAAGCGAGUACCGAGUCAACAUCAGGCGAAUCUUCCCGUGU